AUGAAGGGUAGUGGUGAUAGAGGCAGGAUAGCCAAAAAGACUGGCAACGAACUCGUAAUGAAUGUUGUCUCACAAGUACUCAUUUCACUGGAAGAACCAGCUAAUCUUGACAAAGAUGAUGCAAGUUUUUCUUCGUUUUUAAUUUUAAAAUCAUCUGAUAAUGAAUCUGAUGUCGAUUUACUCAAAAUUACUGGAACAAGAGAUAAAGCAAAUCUUUAUGUGAGAACAUUGAUACAAGUGAUGUAUACUAUGGAAGAGCUGGCUGCAUUACAACCAACUGAUACGUAUAGUGAUAAUCGAUAUAAGUUGAUACAAGAAGCUCUUCGUUCUAAGUUUAAACUUAGUGAUGAUCAAUUAGAACAAAUAUUUAAUGAAUGGCUUCGUGAAGUUUUUCUUGCAAAGAGGAGAGUGGCGGUGGCAAAAAUAAAACCCAUGAAGCACAAUGAAUAA
Messenger RNA from Rotaria socialis, 450 nucleotides. The record is from the annotation of a GenBank genome assembly. Lineage: Eukaryota; Metazoa; Rotifera; Eurotatoria; Philodinida; Philodinidae.